UGGAAGGACGUGCGUUUCAUGGGCUCCCAAGGAGCGGUGGUUGCGGCUAACAGCGGCCGCGGUGACAGGAUCGACGGAAUGGAUACCGAGGGAUACGAAGUGGUUUUGCCUACUCUGCCAUCAGGUCGUAGUGUUUUGAAUACGUUAUUUUUGCACGCGGAUGUCCGGUCGAGGCCUUACCGAGUCGAACAUUUCCGGGACACGUUGGCGCGUCUUGGUUUGCUCCCCGAAGUGGUAGCGUUGGGGGCAUAUCAGAUGAGCCACGUAUGGGCUGUGACUUUCAAGAGCACGGAAGGGAUAAAGAAGGCUUUGGCAUGCGGCGAAAUGAAGGUGAAGGGCCAACGUUGUUUGGUUAUUGAUCCGGCAAACCAGGACGUGCGUCUGAAGCUUCACUGGCUUCUUUUCAAUGUGGCUGACGAUGAUGUGCGUGUAGCGCUUGCUCCGUUCGGAAAGGUGACCGAGGUCUCGAAGGAAAAGUGGAGAGUUCAAGGGAUCCAAGACAAGGGAUCGACGACACGCCUCGUGCGCCUCAAGCUCCAUAACGGCAUUAAGGUUGAUGACCUUCCACACCAGCUUCGCGUAGCCGGUGACAUGGCCCUUCUAGUCGCGCCCGGAAGAGCGCCACUGUGCCUGCGGUGUCACAGUAAGGGCCAUAUCAGACGAGAAUGCCGAGUUCCUCGCUGCACGCACUGCCGUCGUUUUGGACACGAAGAAUCUCAGUGCGUGAAGACGUACGCAAGUGUUGCGGGGCCGGUUGGUGGAGAAGACACUGCGGAACUCGUCAUGGACGAGGCUGACGCUGAAGAAGCCGCAAGCGAAGCAACGUCGAAGCUCGAGGAACUUGAUGAGGCAACGUUAACCCCGCCCGACAUGCCCCAGGACGCGAGUGUUAACAAGGAAAGCCGAAAGCUGACCGACGCAGCUGGCGACGCCACCGGCGUCGUGAAAGUGCAGGAUGCCUCAACGCCGUCGAAGUCACCUGAGGAGCCAGCAGUCAUGGAAGUAAGCGAGGGAACAAGCGGAGCCUCAGUCUCCAAGCGCGGCCACGACGCUACGCUGGACGAGCAUGAGGCCCUGGCUGCAAGGAUCUCGGAAGGACCACCGCCAAAGGCGGCGAUCAUUCGGCGGUCAACGCUGAGGGCGCGUCCGAACAUACCUCCGGACCGGAGGGCGGCGGAGACGCCGCCGACGUAGCCGCGAGAGCGUGUGCUUCGCGGCGUCUCUUCUAGUCUACGCAGUGACCAAGCCAAACUCAAGGGACGAUGGAACGCCAUGACAGGGACAUCAACUGUGCCUUCCUAAGGCUGCCAUGGCAGCUGCGGAAGGUUUGUGCAAAAGGCGAAAGCAGCUUUGGCCCCAGACGCAUGAGGUGGGUACCAUGCGGUUCGUUUGUCCUUCAAAAAACAUAACAAUGGCUCAAAACACUGCACUUCGUUUUGCUACUAUAAAUGUCCGCGGUCUUUGUGCCAAAAAGCGGCAAUACCAGCUUAGCCGGCUUUUCUUAGAAACAGAUGUUGAUAUAGCAGCUGUGCAGGAGACAAAGAUAGAAAGUGAGGAACAAACGGAUCGCAUGGUGCUGCAGUUUCGCAAUAGAUACAAUGUUUGUGUAUCACAUGCUGUUGGGACUUCCGCGGGGUGCGCUAUCUUCAUUAGAAACAACCUGGGAAUUAGAGAAGAAGGGGUCUUUUCUUGUGAAAGUGGAAGACUGGUGUUUGUGGAUUUUUCCUUUUUGGGUGUGGGUUGGCGCGUGAUAUGUGUCUACGCCCCAAACACUGAAAGUGAGCGUGUGCCUUUCUUUGAGACAGUAAAUCAGCAUUUGCAGUGUGACAGGAAAGUCGUAUUGCUAGGAGAUUUUAAUUGUGUAUGUUACGCGGCCGAUCGAGUGAAAAACCUUCCAGUGCGUGACAAAAGUGCUUUACUUUUAAACACACUAGUGCAAGAAUCUAAUCUGGAUGACGUCGGUAAUUUCCUGUGUACUACCGGCACGCCUGCAUUCACACAUUUUCAAGGGCAAAGUCACGCAAGGCUAGAUAGAGGGUAUGUCGCACUGGAGCUUGUUCCGAUGUGUGGCAGCUAUAGUGUGAAACACGUCUCGUUCAGCGAUCACAGCCUCGUAACUUUUAGUGUAGGUACCAAAGAAAGAAAAUCGAAGUUUAACUGGAAGUUGUGGAAGUUCAACGAUGGGCUGUUAAUGAACGAAUCCUUUUGCGAAAGCGUGAAGCAAAAGUUAGAUAAUUUGAUCGAAGCCGAAGAUGGCAACGUGCUAGAAUUAUGGGAGAACUUUAAACAAGGAGUCAAGAUCAGUGCUAUAGAAGAAUCCAGUAAAGAGAAAUUUAUUAAAAGGAAAAAAGAAAAUGAAAUGCAGCGUGAGCUUGAUUUUUUGUACACCGUGGAAAGCGAGAGACCCGGGAGCCGAACAAAGGAGAUAAGAGAACUGAAAAGCCAGCUUGAGCUUAUCGAAGAAGAGAAGUUCAAAGGAGCAGUUAUAAGGGCACGAGCUGAAAGGGUUUGGCUAGGUGAGACACCGAAUAAACGAGCCUUAUCUGACGAAAAGGCAUACGCGAGGCGAAAUGAAAUCAGAAUGAUUCAAUACGAGAACGAGAUCACGAGCCAACCUCAAAAAAUUGAAGAGGCGUUUCUUGACCAUUAUAGCAAAUUAUUCGGGACUGUUAAAGACGUCACAGAAGAAUUCAAGACGGACUUUUUGUCAAACAUGCCGCAAUUAGAGGAAGACAUUCAAAAGCGUCUGGAGUGGCCUCUGAGCAUCACCGAAGUGGAAGGAGCCAUAGAUGAUUUAGUUGUAGGCAAGUCUCCGGGACCUGAUGGACUCGGAGCGGCCUUUUAUAAAGCCUUCAAAAGUGAUGUCAGUGAGAUCCUGUUACGGUUGUUUAAGGAGGCCUAUGCGCAAAAACAGGUUCCUCCUUCUUUUCGGACAUCGCACGUAGUCCUGAUACCGAAAUCAGAGGACCCAGAAAAAUUGUUAGCUGUUGACGCUUACCGGCCGAUAUCACUAAUGAAUGUAGACUAUAAGAUAUUUACAAGAGUGCUGGGAAAGCGAUUACAGGGAGUGGCGACCAGAAUAGUAGGGUCGCAU
Dermacentor albipictus is the source of this 3094-nucleotide messenger RNA. RefSeq lists its product as uncharacterized. Gene Ontology annotation, molecular function: nucleic acid binding; zinc ion binding. Lineage: Eukaryota; Metazoa; Arthropoda; Arachnida; Ixodida; Ixodidae. The record is from RefSeq and is a predicted model, not a curated record.